Populus nigra (black poplar) is the source of this 1056-nucleotide messenger RNA. RefSeq lists its product as uncharacterized. The transcript has 9 exons. The record is from RefSeq and is a predicted model, not a curated record. Bases 107 to 850 code for a protein of 247 amino acids. Lineage: Eukaryota; Viridiplantae; Streptophyta; Magnoliopsida; Malpighiales; Salicaceae.
CAAAGAAAGAAACGAAGCAACUGCAUUCAGUCUUCCACGUCUCCGUCUUCCCCUCUGUGGCCUGUAUAGUAGAAUUGGAGAAGACAGUAUUCUGCAGGGAAAAAAAAUGGCUAUUCCACUAUCAAAUGGCUUAAGAGCACUCUUCUCAGUAUUGGGCUGUUUAAUGGUGGCCACUCUCAUCUACACCAUCUACGUCGAUGGCUUCCCAUUUCGCAGAGACCUCCUCACCCCGUGGAUGGCCGCUACUUUAGUUGAUUUCUACAUCAAUAUUAUAGCUUUAGCGGCUUGGAUCACCUACAAGGAAUCGAACUUUAUUACUGCAACAGUUUGGAUAGUUUUGCUAAUAUGCUCCGGAAGCAUUGCAACGUGCGCCUACAUUUUUAUUCAACUUCUCAAGUUGUCGCCUGAAGAAUCUUUGCAAGACCCGCUGUAUCAUGUACUAUUGCGGCACGAAAACAAACUUGCUUAUAGGGGUGUGGAACAAAAGACAAAACAAUCUGCUGUUGUGACUGCAAGGAUUGCUUUCAGCAUUCUGGGUCUUCUGAUGCUGGGAACUUUGAUUUACACUUUAAUAACUGAUGGUUCUCCUUUUCGCAAAGAGCUUCUUACUCCUUGGAUGGUUGCAACACUAAUUGACUUCUAUAUCAAUGUCGUGGCUCUUUCGGUUUGGGUUGCCUACAAGGAAUCAAGUUGGAUCAGUGCAUUCUUAUGGAUAUUGUUAUUGAUUUGCUUUGGGAGCAUUACUACUUGCGCCUACAUCGUGAAACAGCUGCUGCAGCUUACUUCUCAAGAUCCAGUUUACCUGAUCUUAUUCAAUAGAGGCAACAGGUUGAGGAGUAUGAACAUAUGAAUGGUCAUUUAGUGAUUUGUUCACGCUGAUGUUUCGACAUAUACAAUCACAUUAUGGCAGAAAAAUGAGGAAGUUAAAUGUUAAUUAUAAUGGUCUUGCAAUUGAGCUAUCAAGCAUCAAGAUUCUAACUUCUCCUUCCAAGAACCUGUGUGUUACUAGCCUUUGUUUGCGGAAAGAUUUGGAAAUUAACUUGCUGUGUUCAUGAA